AUGAGGCAGGAGGGGUGCUCUGUAGGCCCCCCCACACCACGCCUGCCCAGAGGACGGGGCCGAUGGCGCUCUGCAUCCCCCAGCACAGCAGCCAGGCCGCCCACCCCUAGAGCCCCUGCCUCCCCUCAGGGCCUUGCCUCAACCAGGCCUCUCCUCCGUCCUACUACACCACAGAUGGCAGAGGCGGGGAAGCCACCCAUGCAGCUUGUUUAUGUCAACUGCUUUGGCUCCCACCGCUGUGGGCCCAUUCUCCGCUACAGCAGGGGCUGCCGACAGGCUGAGGUGGGCCAGGCUAAGCCCACGCUUUCCUGGCCAAGCCCCACAGGGAAGGCUAGGAGGCAGAAGAAGACCACCCUGGUGCCCAGAGAUGUGGCCAUCCCUGCCACCUCGGGCAGGGCACAGGAGGUGGGGAGCUGUGACCUGAUGAGGCAUGUCAGCAGCUGUCACGGUGACCUUCGAGAGGCUAAAGCUGACACCUUUGACUUUCCCUUCCCUUCAAGAAAUGUUGAUAAAGUAAUUAAACGAAAGAAGCAAAAGUCCAAAGUCUGGUUUAAGGUCUGGAAAGUCAUUUCAAAAAUGACUGAAGAAAAUGAGAAGUUCAGAAGACGCCUCUUGGCUUGCAGUCAGCUUAAUGGAGAAGGUAAUGGCAGGAACCAAAGCUCACAGAAUGAGGUGUCCUGCCUGGACAGGGAGUCAUCUCUAUUUGGCUGGGCAGCAAGAAAAUAAAGGAAGAUCCAAUCCAAAAGGAAAGCUAGAAAUGGUGGAGGUUUUCAUUUUGAUGUAGUUCUUACUGAAGUUGGUGGCAAAGACUGCAAAUGAUUUCAGUGAGCACAGGUUCUCUGUUGUUUGUUUGGCAUAUGUGCUUCUGCUGUUUAAGAGGUUUGUUUUUACAGUGGCUUUUAAACAGCUCUGUUGUGAGAGAGUUAUUUCAAGCCAUUAAGUCUAGUGUUUCACUUAGCUAUUAGUUUUCAAAAGUGUUUAAGGGAGCAUAAUAUUGUGACAGUUUCCUUGAGAAAGAAUAGAUACACAUUUAGUGUUGACUCUCUAUUUAUAUCUGGGUUUUUCUAGCUUGUCAGAAUCAUAAACAAACAAGUUCAGUGAGGCAGAACUCCCUACAAGAUAUAAAGAAACACUUUUUUCUUCUGCUCUUUUUUUUUUUUCCUGACUGAUUUGAAUAAAUUUGACUUUAUUAUAUUAAAAUAAUACAAAAUUACCCUUCUGUUCACUCAUCCAUUUAUACAUGAAUCUCAGCAAGUAUUUUGAAUAUGAAACCAGGUGAAUGUUUUCUGUCUUGCUGCUCAUUGUGAAGCACAUAAUGAUAUCAUCAUAAUCAGAAGGUAUUGUUUACCUAGCUGACUUCAGUAACACAAUAUCAUUUUCUUCUGCUAUAGACUUUGGUACUUGAACUGUUGAUUGACUGUUAAACCCUUUAAAACUAGCAAAUUGUGUAAAUGGAACAUGAAGA
Molecule: messenger RNA, 1465 nt
Organism: Dryobates pubescens (Downy woodpecker)
Lineage: Eukaryota; Metazoa; Chordata; Aves; Piciformes; Picidae
Gene: C16H5orf47
Product: chromosome 16 C5orf47 homolog
Exons: 5
Coding region: 1-726 (241 amino acids)
Source: RefSeq, a predicted model, not a curated record